This is a messenger RNA of Coprinopsis cinerea okayama7#130, 5865 nucleotides long. Its product is annotated as IQ domain-containing protein-containing RasGAP. Gene Ontology annotation, cellular component: mitotic actomyosin contractile ring; cytoplasm. Gene Ontology annotation, molecular function: calmodulin binding; actin filament binding; GTPase activator activity. The coding region runs from base 1 to 5865 and encodes 1954 amino acids. NCBI's taxonomy places the organism in Eukaryota, Fungi, Basidiomycota, Agaricomycetes, Agaricales, Psathyrellaceae. Gene Ontology annotation, biological process: mitotic actomyosin contractile ring assembly actin filament organization; regulation of actin cytoskeleton organization; regulation of GTPase activity. The record is from RefSeq and is a predicted model, not a curated record. The transcript has 16 exons.
AUGGACCGCUCAAAUCCGCUCUCCUCGAACGCCUCAUCCAACUCUAAACAGGCCUCCGGUCCUUUUGCAUACCAGACGCGGUUGCUAGAACGAACAUCGUCCAUAAGUCGCGCGAGCCCGUUAUCUCGAACCCGAAGUCACUCACAAUCCUCGAAUUUGUCUCUCGUAUCCAACAACACCGGGACGAACUCGACAACGACGCCGACACCUGCACCUGCAAGACGAUGGACACCUUCUCACCGCGUAGGGAAUAGUUUGGAUCUGGUCCGGGGCAAAUGGGAGGAGCGUUCUCGAGAAGGAACAGGAGACUCAGUGCCGUCAUCGCCAGGCAGUCCGUUGAAAGAGGCAUUCCAAAGGACACACCCACAAUCAGUUACUUCACUAGCGAUCGGGCGGGGCAUCGAUCAUGUACGCGACAGGGGGGAGCGGUCUUUCAGCGAUCUUCCGGAAACCAGCCGCGCGGCGAGCCCAACAAAGGACAUACCAACUGCACCAGCGACACCCGUCAGCUCAGGGAGCCAUAGCCAUAUUGACUCGGUCAGGGAUAAAUGGGAGACUCGAACUCGGGAGGCUGAGGGGCAGGCUUCAAGCUCUACACUGUCCUGGAGCCCUAGCAAGGAUUCAUCCAGAUUCACACCGCUCAAACCAUCAAUGACAUCGUCUUCAACCUCGUCCUCGGGGAUUAGCUCCGGAAGUAGUGGAAUAGGUGCAGUCAGAGGCAAAUGGGAGGAACGUUCUCGGGAGGCAGCCUUGUCUAGCCCUAGUCCGACCAAAGAGAGCUUCAGAUCGGCAUCUAGCACCAGUCUGUCAAGUUAUGCUUCAUCUUCCCCCAGCAAAUCUAAGACAGACGUGGAUCUUCAAAGGACUCCGACUUAUCUCAAGAGACAGACCAUGCCAGCGCCUAUCAUUGCUUCGCCCCUAUCGCCCAAUACCACUGGCAUCUCCGUGGAAGUUGACUCGCCGAACUCGUCUAUACCCGCCCGGAUACGCCUGCCUGUUACGCCGUCAUCUACAGAAUCACAGCUAUCAAAACCCCCGGAGAAGGGCAACUCUGCCGUCACAACCCGACUUCGCAGUGCGACGUUGAUCACUGACUCGCCAACGCCUUCCAUUCAUCUUCACUAUGCCCGUGACAAACCCGCCGCCAACGGGCCAGAGGCAGAGCAAACACCACUACGGCGGCGACCGACCUCAGCACAAGGUUUCUACUCGCAUCUGUCAGCUUCCACUGAUCGCCUCUCUACACUUCGGGCAGGGCAGGUGGAAUCGUUUAAAUCGCCCAGUACACCAACGGCCCCUAAUUCUGUCAUGUCUCCAACUCCCUAUCGUAGUUCCUAUAUGUCGGGAAAGGCCAAGAAGCUCGAUUCCUAUCGGGAUCUCGGUGGUGGAAGUGGCCGAAUGAAGUUGGGUCGACACCUUCCACGGAUUGCUAGCGGGGAUGGGGACGAGACGUGGGAAUCCAAGAACGAACCCGUGCCCCCGGUUCCUCCACCAAGAGACGACGUCGCUGCCCGAAGAGAGAAGCGACUUGCCCGUCUUCGCAGCAUGCAAAUGAAUGAUACCCACUUGUCCAACCACGCUACCCCGCCAACCUCCGAUGGUGUAGCCGGACUACCUGGCCGCAUAUCUCUUCGAGCGCCUAAAAACGACCAGCAGCCCGUCCCUUCAGCACGACUUAUUGGCGCGACCUGGGCCGACAAACAGCGUCACCUCAUCCAGGCGUACGAAUAUCUAUGUCACGUGGGAGAAGCUCAGCAAUGGAUUGAGGGUUGCCUGGGUGAAGAGCUUGACUUUGGUGUAGUGGAGAUGGAAGAAGGGUUGCGGAAUGGCGUGGUCUUAGCGAAACUUGUUCGCGCCUUUGAGGGACAGCAAGCGGUUCGCAGGAUCUAUCAGGCUCCUAAGCUGGAUUUCCGCCACUCCGACAAUAUCAAUAUCUUCUUCGACUUCGUCCGUAAAGAGGGUCUUCCAGAGGGGUUCAUCUUCGAGUUGACUGACCUGUACGACAAGAAGAAUAUUCCGAAAGUGAUCUAUUGCAUACACGCUCUCAGUCAUCUUCUAGCUCGUCGUGGAAGGGCGCAACGCAUUGGAAAUCUGCUUGGACAACUGCAGUUCUCUGACGAUCAAUUGACCAAGACUCAGAAGGGUCUGAAGGAUGCGGGUGUUUCGAUGCCCAACUUCGGUAAUGUUGGUAAGGAGCUGGCAAAAGAGAUCAACGAAGAACCUGAAGUGGAAGUUGAGACGGAGGACGAAAGACGGGAUAGACUUCUACUCGAGAAUGAAGCUUCCAUCAUCCGGCUACAGGCUUACUGUCGCGGUGGUCUUUCCAGGCGUAAUCACAAAGCACUUCAAGCAAGAAUCAAGCUCUCGGAGAGGCACGUUGUCAAGUUUCAAACACACUGCAUGGGGGCCCUCCUUCGACGCCGACUGGCACAGCGACGACAAGUGCAAUCCCAACUGGUUCCAUGGGCAACUGCUUUGCAAGCAGCGUGUCGGGCGGCUAUUCUCCGGCGACAAUGGCGACUCUAUCUCCGCAGGAUUAAGUCAAUAUCACCCCAGGUUAUCAAACUUCAAAGUCAAAUUCGCGGUGUCUUAAUGCGUCGAAGAUUCGCUAAGAUGAAAAGUGCGCUGCAGAAGAUGAGCGUUUCAUUCACCAAGAUGCAAGCUCUUGCACGUGCCCACGUCACCCGACAUGCUCGCUCCCAAUUGCAGAAGACCUUCUACAAGCCCCAGAUCAACUUUUCUAUCGUUGGCCUACAAGCCCACGCGCGAGCGCUUCUUGUCCGCCGCAGGAUUACCCUCCUUAUGCACGCUCUGCAGCGGAAAGAGAUCAACUUUGUCCACCUGCAGGCACAAUGUAGAGGAAUCCUGGUCCGACGGCGUAUGCGCGCACGUAUGGCGAAGAUACGCACUGCAACAGACGUCGUGAUCGCUAUCCAAUCGGCUGUUCGGACUUACCUUGCAAGAAAGAGGCUGCUAACACUCAUUCGAGGGCUCCGAAAAGCUACGCCUUUCAUUGUCGCCAUUCAGUCUCGAGCACGAGCAAGCUUGAUGCGGCAGGAGCACAAGAGCGUUAACAAAGCUCUCAAGCAUGUCCACACCAUCACCUCCGUGCACAGUCUUCAAGCCCUGGCCCGGGCAAGCCUCACCCGACGCCGCCACCAACAAUUAAGCAAGACCCUCGAGGUUGCCACCCCAGACGUUGUGAAUGUGCAGUCCGUAGCUCGAGGGUUCCUCGUUCGUCAAGAAUAUCGCGCUUGGCGUGACCACCUGCACCGGAGCCAUCCUAUUGCAACAAUGCUUCAAGCAAUGCUUCGCGGCGCUCUUCAACGACGUGCUUACCAUGCCAAACUCAACUAUUUCAAAGCCAAUCUCAGCAAGGUAGUGAAGAUUCAGUCGUUGUUCCGUGCGAAGGAAACCAGGGAACAAUAUCGCCAACUCACUCUUGGGAAGAACGUCACUGUGGGCACAAUCAAGAACUUUGUCCAUCUUCUCGACGAUUCAGAAGCCGAUUUCCAGGAGGAAAUUAAGGUGGAAAGACUGCGAAAGAGAGUUGUGGAGGCGAUCCGGGAGAACCAGGCCCUGGAGAACGACGUCAAUGAACUAGAUGUCAAGAUUGCUCUCGUGGUCCAGAACGCGAUGAAUUUCGAGGAUAUCGUCAAGGCCAAGAAAAGGUACGGGGGUGACAGCGCUGCCGCGCAAGCAGCUAGAGCGUCUUUGUUGGCUGCUCAUGGUGACCCCUUUUCUGGUCCGAAUACCUUGGAUCAAGAUGCCCGUCGAAAACUCGAGCUCUAUCAGCAGUUAUUUUACCUCCUCCAAUCUCGAGGGGAGUAUCUCAGUCGCCUUUUCCUUCGUCUUUCAAAAGAAAAUGUGCCUGAUGCCAGCCGGCGCUUUAUCGAGCGGGUCGUUUUGACCUUGUUUGGCUAUGGUCAGGAUCACCGAGAGGACUUCCUACUUCUCAAACUCUUCCAGUAUUCCAUCAGGGACCAGAUUUCAAUUGCUCCUACUAUCGAGCACGUCACGAAGGGUCAUCCACUGUACCUCAACGUGGCAGUUCACUACCUCCGUUCGAAACAAGCAACAUUUGUCCGAGAGGCCUUCCAAGGGGUGUUGAAAGAGGUCAUCAACGCUGAUGACCUGGAUCUGGAAGUCGAUCCGUCUAUCAUUCACCGCAACAGAAUCGAUGUCGAGGAGAUGCGGACCGGUAGGAUGAAUCCUGCACCGAGAGAUGUCUCCUUCAGGGAAGCACUCGAGGACCCGGAAACACGACCGAUCUACAUUCGACAUCUGCAAAUCCUUCGGUGGUGGACAGAACAAUUCAUGACGGCUAUCAUUCAGUCAACUCGUAAGAUGCCCUACGGUGUCCGAUACCUUGCUCGAGAACUUCUGUUGUGUCUUCGCCAUAAAUUCCCGGGCGCACCUGAAGAACUUUACGCAGCCUGCAUCGGUCGUUUAAUCUACUACAGAUAUAUCAACCCCGCGAUUAUUACUCCUGAGACUUUCGACGUUGUUUCAAAAACCGUCGAUGUGGCUUGCAGGAAGAAUUUGGCACAGAUCUCUAAAGUCCUCACACAGGUUGCCAGUGGCGCACCUUUCGGAGAUGAUAGUCCCGCGUACCUGCCUUUGAAUGACUAUGUGAUUAAAGCCAUCGCUCAGAUGAAUGGCUGGUUCUUGGAAGUUGCCAACGUUCCCGAUGCCGAGACGCAGUACCACGCCCACGAGUUCUUGGAUGUUACUGUGCAACCUAAGCCCAUUUACAUUUCGCCCAACGAGAUCUAUAACCUCCAUUCACUCUUGCUCCAGCAUCAAGAAGCCUUGGCAUCUGCUGACGAUCCAAUGAGAGUGAUUCUUUCGGAGCUCGGGGGUGUCCCUCAUCUUGACAAUGAAGAAUUGAAGGACGCGCGAGACACUGCCAUCACGUUGGAACUCACUAAUCGAUUCGCCAACGUCCAGGAUCCACACGCUGAGGAGAAAACACUUUGGGUGCAAGCCAAACGUGGGGUACUUGCCAUCCUCCGUGUCCAACCUGCCCAGGAUCUGUUGGAGUCUUUGAUGCGACCGGUCACGGAGAACGAUGAAAUGUUGUGGGAAGACAUCCUGGAGGCUGAGAUGGAGAACGAACUAAAGCAAAUGCCCCGCCGUCAACCUUCUACUGCGGUCGUCGAUUCUGCCUACCGGCUGGAGGACAUCAGAUCGCUAAAGUUCGCUGCUGUCAAAGCCUUGGCCAUCCAGAAUUUGCUGGAAUUGGAACGGCAAGGCAAGAUCACUCGCAAUGACGGCUUCCAGGGUAUUCUGAAUGCCAUUGCUGGUGACGUCCGUAGCAAGCACCGAAAGCGUAUUCAGCGACAGCAGGAGAUGUCCAAUAUGGCGGAGGCACUGCGACAACUGGCUGAACGUAAGAAAUACUUCAUGGAGCAGAUCGACAGCUACCAUAGCUACGUGGACUCUGCGAUGAACACUAUGCAGAGGGGUGGUAAAAAGAAGCGAUUUGUCUUGCCGUUUACCAAGCAAUUCUACCAUCUUCGGGAGUUACAGAGGACGGGGCAAACCCCCAAGUUUGGCUCGUUCAUCUAUUCCGCCAAACACUUGUACGACAAAGGCAUUUUGCUUUCCAUCGACAGCUACUCCCCUCGCCAAUUUGACAAACUGCAAAUUACACUGUCUUCGAACAAGGCCGGUGUUUUUACAGUGUUGCUGGAGUCAACAAUGCUUGCCGUCGUCUCCAAGAUUGCCCAGGAAGAUAUCAAAAUGGAGGACCUUUUGCAAGCCAAGUACGAGAAGCGACCCUCGUUGAGCAUCCUCGGUGGCAAAAUGAAAGUAAAUUUCGAACUUUUCUUGUAUCAGAUCAACAAAAAGUUCUACGUCUAA